AAAUUAACGACAUUAAAUUAAAAACAGAUUUCAAGUCCGUGUUCUUUCUCUAUGCUCUCUCAAGCACACUCUCCCGCGAUCCCAACCAAAUAUACUCACAAAAAUUCACGUGCUUAAUCAUAAUUUUAUCUCUUAUUCCCAUCUCCAUUUCUCCCAUUAAUCCCUCUAAAUCUCAAUUUCUCCCUUCAAAUUUCAAUCUGAAUUCGAAAUAUUGAAAAACAACUGUUGUCCCUUUUGGUAUCUUAUAUUUUAUUCUCUUUUUGCUUGGAGUACGAUAAAUUUGUUGGAAAGCAUCGUCCUUUUUCAUAUUGGAGCUGCUCGGAGUAAGACUGUGGAAGAGUUUGGUUGGGUUUUAUUGAUCUCAAAGCCGACCAGAAUUGAACUUUUGGUUCAAAUUUGAAGAAUUUCGCUGAAAUAAUUGGCUUUCGAUCCUCAGAAUGGGAGGGGGUUUGACGGGCAAGAGCAUUUUCAUAGACUUUUCUUAAGAUUGAUUUUGAAGGAUCUUCAUGGACUAUGGGCUUUCUGAUAGCAGUGGAACAGAUGAUGACCUCCCUCCUUCACAUCAGAACAGGUUUCAAAGAGGGGGUCGUACUGCUGCCGGGAAUGGAAGAUCAGCAGUUAUAGGCUCUGCUCCUUUGCCUAGAAUGCAUGGUGACAUGGAAACACAAAUCCAUCUCAUUGAGCAGGAAGCAUACUGUUCGAUCUUGCGGGCCUUCAAAGCUCAAUCUGAUGCUUUAACUUGGGAGAAGGAAAGUUUAAUUACUGAACUAAGAAAGGAGUUGAGAGUAUCAGAUGAGGAACAUAGGGAGCUUCUAUUGAGGGUUAAUGCUGAUGACAUGCUUCGGAGGAUAAGGGAAUGGAGAACGGCAAGUGGCCUCCAGCCUGGAAUGCUUAGUACAAGUCAGCCUAUGCUUGACCCUGUACCUAGUCCUUCAGUAUCAGGAUCAUGCAAGAAAAUGAAAACAUCACAUUCAGUAGCUUCAUUAUCCAUGGGUGCACCAUCUCCUGCAUUGCAUCCAUCUAUGCAACCAUCUUCAUCAGCCUCAAGACGAGGUCCUAUGCCAGGAGCAAAGAGCAAGAAGUCAAAAUCUUUGAUGCAGCAUCCUUCCAGAGGCCUUCCUGGAAAGCCCCAGGCUCCUAAUCGUACCUCAACAGGAGCAUUUGCUGCAAAUGUACGUGCUGAAGCUGCACCAUAUGAUCCAUUAAUUGGAAGGAAAGUUUGGACAAGGUGGCCUGAAGACAAUCAUUUCUAUGAGGCUGUUAUAACAGACUAUAACUCAGUUGAGGGGCGGCAUGCUUUGGUUUAUGAUAUAAAUACUGCAGAUGAAACCUGGGAAUGGGUCAAUCUCAAAGAGAUAUCUCCUGAAGAUAUUAGAUGGGAAGGUGAUGAUCCUGGAAUAUCCCGUAGAGGUGGCCACCCUGGUCCAGGCCGUGGGAUUAAGAAGUCCAUGGCUUGCAGUGGUGGGGUGGCUGGAGCUGGAAGAGGUAGGGGGAGUUUAAAGGGUCAGGCUAAAAAAGAUUUUCCUUUGAUGCAAAAUGGUGUUGGAAAAAAGGUUUUGGCGGAUAUUGAGAUACUUCAUACAGAUACUCUAAUUAAGGAGGUGGGAAAAGUUUUUGGUGCAAGCCACCCUGAUUCCAUAGAAAUUGAGAAAGCAAAGAAAGUGCUGAAAGAGCAUGAACAAGCCCUAGUUGAUGCAAUUGCGAGACUUGAAGGUGCAUCUGACGGUGAAAGUGCAGAUGGAGAGCAUCCGUUCUCACAAGGACAGUCAAUGGAUCAAGAAAGAGCAUGGAGAAAACGGCAGUACAAUGAUGAGAUGGGUGAGGGUAGAAUAAUUGAAGGGUCUGAUGGCGCAAUCAAAUGACGAGCGUAGGUUCUGGGUAGCGAAUAACCAGCUUAGUAUAUCCGGUAUAAAUAGCUGUAGCCGUGGCCUUAGCAGUGACUGAAUGAAGAACUUUUUGUAAUGGCCAUUUCUUUGGUUCCUAAUCUUAGCAGGGUAUUGUAACUUUAAUCUAAACGUAGUCUAGGUAAAUGCUUUGUAUAAAGUUUUAAAAUAUAUUACUGGUGAUAUCCCUGAGUGCUGACUAUGUAAAAAGUUUAUUAUAUUCAUUUUGUUUGCAGCCAAGUUCAGUGGAA
Messenger RNA from Gossypium arboreum, 2134 nucleotides. RefSeq names its product protein EMSY-LIKE 3-like. The transcript has 11 exons. Lineage: Eukaryota; Viridiplantae; Streptophyta; Magnoliopsida; Malvales; Malvaceae. Gene Ontology annotation, cellular component: nucleus. Gene Ontology annotation, biological process: defense response to fungus. The record is from RefSeq and is a predicted model, not a curated record. The coding region runs from base 507 to 1862 and encodes 451 amino acids.